This is a messenger RNA of Lodderomyces jiufengensis, 4332 nucleotides long. RefSeq lists its product as uncharacterized. Gene Ontology annotation, molecular function: protein binding. The record is from RefSeq and is a predicted model, not a curated record. The transcript has a single exon. NCBI's taxonomy places the organism in Eukaryota, Fungi, Ascomycota, Pichiomycetes, Serinales, Debaryomycetaceae. The coding region runs from base 1 to 4332 and encodes 1443 amino acids.
AUGCAAAAUAAUAAAAAUGAUGUUUUAAAAUUCAAAAAAUUAACAAAAGAAGAAAUAUCCAAAAGGGAUAUUUUUGGUAGAACUAUUUUACAUAUAAGUAUAUUAUUAAAUGAUUAUGAGUACCUAAAAAUUUUACUAAAAAACACAAAUAUAAAAAAUAUUUUAACAAGUUGUGAUUACGAAAAUGGUUGGAAUUGUUUACAUUAUAUUAUUUAUUAUAAAAGAAUCAUAUGUUUUAAUUUAUUGAUUGAUUAUUUGACUAGUGUUAAUGUGACUAAUAAUUUAUUUUCCUCGAAUGGACUACUCGUGGAAUUGCUAAAAUGUAAAGACAGAUGUGGAUUGACUCCUAUGCAAUUAUUAAAUAAUGAUUUUAAAAACUUUAGAUGGAUUCCAGAAUUUAUCAACAUUAGUGAUGAAUAUAAUUUGAUGUACAGAUUUAUUGAAAAAAAUGUAGAGGAAGAUACUAAAAAAAUUGUUUCAAUAAAGUCACCACAAAUUAAUUGGGACGAAAGUAGAGGUGGAUCUGAUAUUUAUGUUAUUGGUUGUAACAGUAAUAAUCAACUAGGUUUAGGAGAUUCAAAAGAUAGAUCAGUACCUAUAAGUGUUUCAAGUGAGAGUUUUAUUAUAGACCAAAAUAAUUUGAAUGACAUUAAUGAAAGGCUACAAAAACCUAGGUUUAAAUCCAUGACCAUCUCAAAGUAUCAUUCUGUUGUAAUAACUCACGAUGGACAUGUAUUUUCUUGUGGUGUUGGGUCUAGAGGUAGAUUAGGACAUGGAGAUGACUUAGGUAGCUCAUUCAAGUUCAAAAGAGUUGAAUUUUUUGAUGAUGUGGAGGAAGAACCAAAGCACAUCAAGGACGUUGCUAUCUCCAACAAUCAUUCUGUUGUUUUGACUUCUGACAAUGAAGUUUAUGCAUGGGGUUUAAAUAGUUUCAAUCAAUUGGGCAUCAAUAGUCCUUCAUCAAAUAAACUGAACAAUUAUUUAGAUGACUUCAUAUCAACACCCACAUUAGUAAUGGGAGAAUUAAGAAAACAUCGUGAUGAAAAAUUGUUGGGCAUAGCUGUUUCAAAAAUUCAUUCAGUGACUUGGUCUAAAUAUAAUCUAUUCUUUUGGGGUUUAAACGCAGGUCAAAUGGGUAUUCAAUGUAUAAAUGGUGACAUAGAAGUCAAAUUACAUGAUCAAAUGGUUAUUGGAGAAAUUCAAGCAUCACCUAAGUUGAUAAGUUUAAGAGACGAAAUUAAAUUUGUUAGUACAUCAGAAUUAUGCACUUGUGUUAUAACCGUUAUAAAUGAUAUUCAUGUUUAUUAUAAUUUUCAACAUUUCAAAUUACCCAAGAUACCAAUAAAGGGACUAGGUGAUAAGCAUUUUGAUUUAUUCAAACCAACAAGAUUGACAGAAGCUGCAAUUAUUAAAAAAAUUAUAACAAGAGGUGCAGAUACUUCUAUGGUGUUACUAUCAAAUGGGUCUGUUAUGAGUUUCAGUAUUAAUAUUAAUGACGUGAAAAACACUAAAUAUAAUACAAUCUGGAAGGCUCACAAUGAUGAUAUGGUUGCAAUGGAUUUUGAUUGUGGUACAGAUGGAUCAGUUGUUUUAUGUACUAAAAAUGGAUCAGUGUUUCUUAAAAUUCCGCAAUCUAAUCAACGUAAAAAUUCAAUGAGUGCAGCAACAUUACCUAUACCAGUGAACAAUAAAAACAAGUUCAAGAAAUUGGAACAUAUAAAUAAAAUUGUCAGAGUUGUUUGUGAUCCUAAAUUUUUAUCAUUCGGGUUUAUAAGAGAUGACAUUGAUUUGUUACCUAUCGAAUUAAAUAAAAAUGAUUUUCUAGUUGAUAUAGAACAACUAUCACCAUUAAGUGAUUGUGGAUUGCAUAGGAAACAAGAGCAGUUAAUGAAUAGAUCAAAUGGAUCUAAACAUUCAUACUUAAGCUCGUUUUAUGAUGACUCAAAAGCUGAUGAUGAUGACGAAGAAGACUGGGGUUUAAAUUCCAGUAAGAUCAACUCUGGUGUUGAAGACAGAUUAAAUACACUUUACCGUCAUUCAAAUUCACUUGCUUGUAAAAUUUCAGACAGGUAUGAAUUUUUGUCAAAAGAAGAAAGUAAGACAAUUGAAGAGGUUUUAAAAUCAGAUGAGACUUAUUUAUUACAUACUUUUUGUUCAUAUAAUAAGUCAAACGAUUUAGUGAAGAAUUAUGAUGGUAUAAUUACUUUUGAGAAUUACCCUGACUCAACACUUGGUUUCCACAUUGAUAUUUUAGCCCAUUCAUCAUCUAAAUUCAAGUUGUUGUUACACUCAGAUAACAAUGUGAUUGUUGGCAAAAAGUUCAAAGCCGAAUGGGAUUCAAAAUCCUCAAAAUUAAUUGUCAAAUCCAAAACUAAAGUACUUUCACUAUUAUUAUUUGUUCAAAGUAUAUACACAAACAAAAAAAUUGACUUUUACCUGACCUUUGAAUCAAGAUAUAAUGUUCCAAAAGAAUUGAAAGUAGUGCAAUCUGAAUAUGAAGAGAUUGUGGAGACUUUCAAUUUGAAGUUAUCUCAAGUUAAUCUAAUUACUUCUUUCUCAGACUUAUUAAUGAAUUCAAAAGGUGAUGUUGUUUUCAGCCUUAAAGAUGGACAAAUGGUUGCACAUUCAUACAUUUUAAAAGUAAGGUCAGCUUUUUUUGAAACGAUAUUAUCUGAAAGGUGGGAUAUGGGAGAAACAACUUUAGAUUUUAGUGGAGUUAGUAACAGUCAAAUGAUGUUAAUUUUAAAUCACAUUUAUGGAGUGGACAAUAAAAAUAUUUUAAAUUCUCUAGAUUUCAAAUAUGAAGAAAGAGAUUCUUUUAUAAAUGAGAUUUUGGAGAUGAUCGAGAUUGUUGAUGAGUUAUUAUUAUUUGAUCUAAAAUCAGUUUUGGAAGUUUCCAUUAGUGGUAUGAUUAAUUUGGAUAAUGUCUUGGUAUUAUUAACACAUGCUGAUUAUUUGACUGCUUCAAAAUUAUUCAUGAAUUGCUGUUGGUAUAUCUAUAACAAUUUAGAAGUAUUAAUCUACGAUCCGUCAUUUAUAUCAAUUCCUGAAGAUGUUUUAUCAAAAUUAGAAGCUCAAAUUUUGAUACUAGAUAAAUGUAAAUUUGUCGAUAGUCCAACUGGUCAAUGGAUCGAUCAUAACGUCAAAGUUGAAGAAUUUAUUGAUGACAUUGAUAAAUUCAACGAAUAUUUUAUGAGUGAUAGAAAAGGAUUUGCAUCAUUUGAACCGUUAGUAGAUAGCAGAUUAGAAGUUAAAAAAGUUAAAGAACCACCACCUAAAAAGAAAAAAUCAAGAAAAAGCUCUACACUUAAUUCAGAUAUUAUUGACUUUAGAGCAAAUUGGGCAAAUUCAAAUGGUAAUUCCCCUAGCAAUCAGAGAUUAAGAGAAUCUUCAGUUGCAGUCGAAGAUCCAAUAGACUCUCAUUUUAUUGUUGUUGAAAAGAAAAGAAAGCCGAAAUUUAUUGAUAUACCUAAAGCCGAUCCACCACCUGAAACUAUAAAAUCCAACACAGAAUCAAAAUCAAAAGCUAUAAAUAUUCCAAUAAAUCCAGUAACUAUAAGAUCAACACUGCUUACUGGACUAAGUCCACAUUCAACUUGGGCAUCAUCAUCAAACCCAUUCAAUCAAUUCUCAGAUAGAUCAAAUUCACCAACACCAGAACCACCAAAUUUAAUUGAAACUAAAUAUGCAGAUGUUAAACAAUUUAAACCUAAAAUAGGUCCACAUGUAAAAUUAUCACAAAAGGAAAGGAAAAAACUUGCAUCUGCUGCUGCAUUAAGUGAAGCAAAUAAACAAGCACCACCACCAGAACCUAAAAAUGAAAUUUCGGAUAUUGCACCUUGGUCAUCAAUCCAAUCUCAAAGUCCACCAAAUACCUCCAACAAAUUUCCAGCAUUAAGUUUGAAAAAAAAUAAAUCAUCAAACACAACAAAUACCACUAAAAUUCAAAGAAAACCAUCACCACCUUCAUCUUCCACAGUUGAAACAAAAUUCUCAACAACCCAAAUGAAUUCAUCAAGCUCAUCGCUUUCUUCUAUUGUAUCCACCCCAUCUUUAGCAGAAAUUAUGUUGAAUGAAACAUUACAGAAAGAACAAUUAAAAGAAGAUAACCUACAAAGAAAAUCAUUAUCUGAAAUUCAAAAAGAACAAGAAUUUGAAAAAUGGUGGCAAGAGGAAAGUAAGAGAGUGCAAAAAGAAAUGGGAAAAUUAAAUGUAAAAGAUAUCAAAAAGAAAAAUGGUAACGGAGGAUUUAGAAAAAGUUCAUCACCAAAAUCUCAAAAGAAUAAAGAUGUAAAUAACAGUAAAAAUACAAAAGCCAAAUCAAGUUUAUAG